UGAAAGCCAACCUCUCACAACACAACUAUAAGAAAGCAUUGCCUUACUGUAACUAGACACAAAAGAAAAAGGGCCAUUCAAAUAUCCAACAGAAUACUUUAGGGAAUAUGGCAUCCAGUCCGCCCAUUGCCACUGUUUACGUGCGCAACCUAGAAGAGCGCGUGAAGCCCGAGGCACUGAAAGAAGCCCUUACUACCGUGUUCUCCGAGUAUGGGAACAUUAUCGACAUCGUCGCUAAGACGAACCUGAAGGCGAAGGGCCAGGCCUUCAUCGUCUUCGACAAGCCUGAGUCAGCCCACCAAGCCAUAUUAGAGGUCCAAGGCUUCGAGCUUUUCGAUAAACCCAUGCAGCUUGCUCUCGCCCGUACGCGCAGCGACGCGACCGUCUCCAGCACAGGAAAUAAGGAAGAGUUCGAGCUGCAUCAGCGAAGGCGGCUCGCUGAAAAGGACAAGAGAAAGGCAGCCGAAGCGGCGGAAGACCAGAAGCGGCUCAAGCGCCCUGGCGCCGUCGCCCCAUCCGCCGAAGCCAAUCGCCCCGCGAAGACGGCACGCGGCACAGGUCUCAAGCCGACCGGCGGUGCAGCGGCCAACGCUGUCGUGCCAGACGAGUACCUACCCCCGAACAAGAUCCUCUUCGUGCAGAACCUACCCGACGACUACGACAUCGAAGCUCUCACUGGUAUCUUCGGCCGCUUCGAGGGCUUUAGGGAAGUGCGUCUCGUGCCUGGUCGCAAGGGUAUUGCUUUCAUCGAGUACGAGGCCGAGGCUGGCGCUAUCACCGCCAAGGAGAACACGGCGGGCAUGGCGGUCGGCGAUAGCAAUAAGUUCAUCAAGGUCACUUACCAACGCCAGUAACGUACCUAUGUCGUCGCGUGUAAGACUAUCAGCGCUUUCAUGUUUAUGGGUGGGCAUGGCGAGCUUGUAUAGGCAAUUAUGCCUCAUCCAAAGCAAUUAUGAAGAGCUUGAGCAAGCUCUUCGAACGGGAAUUGAUACCAUGGUUAUGAUUUGAGAUCGAUAGAGACUGUCAUGGCCUUGUAUGGGGCUUGGUGAUACAAAUGGGCCUUCAUUAUAUCUCAAUGCUCAGUACGUGUAGCCGCAGUACUUACAUCUUAAAUAUUGUCAAGUCAACUGUAAAUUUUAUCGGGUUAACAUGGCCAGGGAGAGACAAGUGGCUAUAUAAAAUAGAUAAAUAUAAAACCCAUACGCCAUAUCUCUUCAGACAUAUAUAUAUU
Xylaria bambusicola is the source of this 1231-nucleotide messenger RNA. Its product is annotated as RNA recognition domain-containing protein. Gene Ontology annotation, molecular function: U1 snRNA binding. The transcript is spliced from 3 exons. Lineage: Eukaryota; Fungi; Ascomycota; Sordariomycetes; Xylariales; Xylariaceae. The record is from RefSeq and is a predicted model, not a curated record. Bases 108 to 854 code for a protein of 248 amino acids. Gene Ontology annotation, biological process: mRNA splicing, via spliceosome. Gene Ontology annotation, cellular component: U1 snRNP.